Molecule: messenger RNA, 4212 nt
Organism: Arachis ipaensis
Lineage: Eukaryota; Viridiplantae; Streptophyta; Magnoliopsida; Fabales; Fabaceae
Product: formin-like protein 1
Biological process (GO): actin nucleation; actin cytoskeleton organization
Molecular function (GO): actin filament binding
Source: RefSeq, a predicted model, not a curated record
CUUCUCUUCUCUUUUCUCACUCAACACAAUCACACUUACCCUUCUCUCUCCCUCUCUCUCUCUCUCUUCCAUAAACAAAACUCAUACACAAAAAAGUGUUUGAAGAAGAAGAAGAAUAAGAAUAAGAAGAAGCAAGUGAAGGAAGUAGCAGCAACCACUACCACCACAAUGUGGUGCAUUUCCACCACCACCACCACCACUACCACCUUCUUCUUCCUCCUCCUCUUCUUGGAGUUAUCUUACUCUCAACUCCACCACUACCACCAUAGGAGGAUCCUCCACCAACCCCUUCUUCCACAACCACAAAACUCAUCCCCCACCAAUCUCUCAUCACCACCAUCAUCACCACCCUCACCAUCACCAUCACCACCACCUUCUCCAAACCCAAAGUUCCCAUUUUCAGCAACACCCACUUCUCAAAAUUCUCCCUUUUUCCCAAUAUACCCUUCUCCGCCGCCGCCACCAUCUCCCUCCGCCUUUGCUUCUUUCCCUGCUAACAUCUCCUCUCUCAUUCUCCCUCACCCUUCAAACUCCAAACACUCCUCCCCUAAACUCAUUGCCGGAGCUGUAACCGCCGUUGUACUCGCCGCCGCUGUCUCCGCCGUCUCCGCUGCCGUGUACUGCCGUAGGAGGAGGAGGCGCAACCAGUCUGCCGAUGACAAGACUCUCAGAUCCGACAGCAGCAUUCGCCUCUUCCCCCGUGAGCCUCCCGGCGGCGGAGGCGGUGGCGGAGGUGGUGGUCGGAAAACCAGAAACCCUUCCUCCACCAGCUCCGAGUUUCUCUACCUUGGCACUAUUGUGAACUCCCGAGGCAUCGAUGACCGCACCGCCGGCACAGGUGGUGGUCGGAACAGCUCCGGCGGAGGGGACGCCAACUUGAAUCCUCGGAAAAUGGACUCGCCGGAGCUUCAACCGCUUCCGCCACUUGCACGACAGAGCUCAAGAAUGCAGCAACGAGAUUCCGGCACGACGGCGACGGUUACGGCGGCUGAUGAAGAAGAAGAAGAAUUCUACUCACCAAUCGCCGGCGGCCAUAGCUGCUCCGAUUCAAGCUCCGGCUCAUACUCCUCCUCCACCUCGAACUCGCCGGACCGAUCACACUCAAUUAGCCUCUCUCCGCCGGUGAGUAUCAGCCCCAGAAGAUCCCAACCGAAGUCGCCGGAAAAUCACAUUCCACCACCGACACAGCAGCAACAACAACAAACCCUAACCGGAGAUAACAGAAGCAGAAGCAGAAGCUCAAUCUCAUCCUCCAAUCUCUCUUCGCCACGUGUCCUUUCACCUUCACUGUCCCCAGCUCACAACACCACGAACUACACUCAAACGGCGUCGUAUUCAACAACCCCAGAAAGAGAACUUAACCAGUCACCGUCGCUUUCACCGAUUUCUCUCUCACCGAAUCGUUUGCAUCCGAAAGUCUCAAAUGGGUCACCGAAGAUAACGGAAAAGUCUCAAACUUUAUCUUCAUCACCGGAGAAAGUAAAGGUUAGUGAAACAUUUUCACCACAGAGACUAUCCAAUGCUUCUAACGGUAGUGGAAAGAGUAGUAGUGCGUUGUCGUCUUCGACUUUUUCGCUUCCUUCGCCGGAUAAGGUUACAACUUUGAUGCAUCAGAAUCAUGGGUUAGAUCAGUCUCCAACCAUUUCUGAUGUUUCAGAUCGGUAUAGGCAUUCUCCAAUUGCAUCAGUGCCUUUGUCACCAACUCUGUUGUCAUCACCGGAGAGAGAAUUGAAUCACGGUGGUGAUAAUAAUUCUUCUCAUGCCCCUCCACAGAGGAAGCAUUGGGAGAUUCCUGACCUGUUGACACCACCCAUUCCCGAAUCUUCAUCAGUGGAGAAUGUGUUUGGAGCAGCAGAUUCUGUUGUGGUUCCACAGAGGAAACAAUGGGAGAUUCCGGCGAUUCCGGUGAUUUCGGCACCUAUUGAUCCAUCUGGCAGAGUUUCAGCUCCUCCUCCGCCUCCGCCACCACCUCCUCCUCCACCGCCCCUGCCGCCUACGCUGCCGCGACAGCGUAAGCAGUGGGAAGUGCCUUCUCCAUCGACGCCUGUGGAUCAACCAAUUUCUAGGCCACCGGAGCUGACACCGCCUUCUAGGCCUUUUGUGUUGCAGACACCAAAUACAAAGGUUUCUCCGGUCGAGUUGCCGCCGAAUUCUUCUUCGGGUUUGGGGGUGAUUGAGGAGAAUUCCGAGGAGGCUUCUAAGCCAAAGCUGAAGCCUUUGCAUUGGGAUAAAGUGAGGGCAAGUUCUGAUCGUGAGAUGGUGUGGGAUCAGCUGAGGUCCAGCUCCUUCAAGUUGAAUGAGGAGAUGAUUGAGACAUUGUUUGUAGUGAACACACCGAACCCCAAACCCAAGGACACUACUCCACGCUCGGUCCUUGCCCCGCCACAUCAGGAGGAUAGGGUGUUAGAUCCCAAGAAGUCCCAAAAUAUUGCUAUAUUGCUAAGAGCACUCAACGUGACUAUAGAAGAAGUGUGUGAAGCAUUGUUAGAAGGUAUAACCGAUACACUUGGAACAGAACUGCUCGAAAGCUUGUUAAAAAUGGCACCAAGCAAGGAAGAAGAACGUAAAUUGAAGGAACAUAAAGAUGACUCGCCAACCAAGCUUGGUCCUGCCGAGAAAUUUUUGAAGGCAGUGCUUGAUGUGCCUUUUGCGUUUAAACGGGUGGAAGCAAUGCUUUACAUUGCUAAUUUUGAGUCAGAAUUGGAAUAUCUUAGGAAAUCUUUUCAAACUCUGGAGGUUGCCUGUGAAGAGCUGCGAAACAGCCGAAUGUUCUUGAAGCUUCUAGAGGCAGUGCUGAAAACCGGUAACCGCAUGAAUGUGGGGACAAACCGUGGCGAUGCACAUGCCUUCAAGCUCGAUACGCUUCUCAAGCUGGUUGAUGUCAAAGGCGCAGACGGUAAAACCACUUUACUCCACUUUGUGGUACAAGAAAUCAUUAGAACCGAAGGCGCUCGCCUCUCAGGCACCAACCAAACUCCGAGCACGACCACCAACGAAGACGCCAAAUGCCGGAGGCUGGGUCUACAAGUAGUGUCUAGCCUAAGCUCAGAGCUAGCAAAUGUGAAGAAAGCCGCUGCUAUGGAUUCCGAAGUUCUAAGCAGCGAAGUUGCUAAACUCUCCAAAGGGAUUGCACACAUCGCCGAGGUUGUGAAGCUAAACCAAACAUUAGGAUCAGAUGAAAGCAAUCACAAAUUCACAGAAUCAAUGAACAAGUUCAUGAGAAUGGCUGAGGAGGAGAUACUAAAGAUUCAAGCACAAGAGAGUGUUGCAAUUUCUCUUGUGAAAGAGAUCACUGAGUAUUUCCAUGGAAACUUGUCAAAGGAAGAAGCUCAUCCAUUUAGAAUCUUCAUGGUGGUAAGAGACUUCUUGAAUGUUCUUGAUAGGGUUUGUAGGGAAGUUGGUAUGGUUAAUGAGAGAACCAUGGUUAGUUCUAAUCAUAGAUUCCCUAUACCGGUGAACCCUUUGCUUCCACAACCUCUAAACCCUAUGCUUCCACAACCUCUUCCUGGUUUACAUGGAAAGAGAAACUAUAGUUCUUCAGAUGAUGAUAGUUCUUCAUCACCUUAAGCUUCAAACUAUGUUAGUGUCACAUCUUCGGCCACAUCUUUAUUUCGCCGGCAAUUGCGAGUUUGGAUUCUGGAAGGGAAGGAAUAGUAGAAAGGGCUCGAAGGGUAAACCAAAAUAUGUUAUACUCUUCGAACCCUUUCCUCCGAUCCCUUCCUUUCCAAAACCCCAACUCGCAAACAUGCCCUUAGAAAGCUUCUCGAAAAGAGGUUUGUUAUAUGUACAUACAUAGCAUGCGAUUUUGUGUCAACGUACAAUGCAUUCGCUAUCAGAUGAGGCGUAGAUCACCCCAUUUGACGGCGAAUAAUGUACGAGUUGGCACAAUAUCCCGCAUAAGAUGUACAUAUAACAUUUUUCUUUCAAGAAAACAACCUGGAAACAGGUGAUUUUGACUACUGGCCUUGGGUGGGAUGCUUGUAUGGUUUUGGCCAAAGUGAUAUUUUUUGUUUCCUUUGUUAAAUUGUAUAAAUCCAUGUAAAAGAUUUUCAGUAUUAUAUGAUAGAUUAUAUAUAUAUAUGUAGAUGAUUAAGAGUAGAGGAUUUUCUUUUUGGGAAAAAAUAAGCUUGCCUUAUAUGAUUGAGAUAUAUGUAUAUUAUAAGGUUGGUGUACAAAGAUUAAUAUUCAAUUAGAGAGGGUACUUUGCUGCAA